Molecule: messenger RNA, 7327 nt
Organism: Carcharodon carcharias (great white shark)
Lineage: Eukaryota; Metazoa; Chordata; Chondrichthyes; Lamniformes; Lamnidae
Gene: shank2b
Product: SH3 and multiple ankyrin repeat domains 2b
Exons: 24
Coding region: 96-5609 (1837 amino acids)
Cellular component (GO): postsynaptic membrane; dendritic spine; postsynaptic density
Molecular function (GO): synaptic receptor adaptor activity; ionotropic glutamate receptor binding
Source: RefSeq, a predicted model, not a curated record
GGAAGUCAGAUGCUAAGGGAAGAAAUGUGUUUCUCCUGAUUAGAACCAACAUGAGCUUUCUGAGUGCAGGCUCUACAAUAUAAGAUAAGCACAGCAUGCCUCGAAGUCCAACCUCAAGUGAAGAUGAGAUGGCACAGAGCAUUUCUGAUUAUUCUGUUGAAUCUGAAUCUGACAGCUCCAAAGAAGAAACAAUCUAUGACACCAUCAGGGCAACAGCAGGGAAGCCCAUCAUCAGGAUGGAUGACAUCCAGAGCAAUACAUUGGUCAUCAGAAUCGUCAUCCCUGACUUGCAGCAAACGAAAUGUAUGAGGUUUAAUCCAGAUGCCACUGUGUGGGUUGCCAAGCAACGGAUCCUGUGCACCCUGAACCAUAGUUUGAAAGAUGUGCUGAAUUAUGGUCUCUUCCAACCAGCAAGCAAUGGAAGGGAUGGCAAAUUUUUGGAUGAGGAGCGCCUGCUCAAAGAAUACCCCCAGCCAAUCAACAAAGGAGUUCCCUCACUCGAGUUUUGCUACAAGAAAAGAGUAUACAAGCAAGCUAACGUUGAUGAGAAGCAAAUUUCAAAACUUCAUACAAAGGCCAACCUUAGAAAAUUUAUGGAUUAUGUUCAACAUCGGGCACUUGAGAAAAUUGCUAAAUUGCUGGAUAGAGGUCUGGAUCCUAAUUAUUAUGACUCAGAGAGUGGAGAAACUCCGUUGACACUAGCAGCUCAGAUAGAGAUCCCCAUGGAGGUGAUCAAAGCUCUGAGGAACGGGGGUGCACAUCUGGAUUUCAGAGCCAAGGAUGGCGUGACACCUCUGCACAAAGCUGCAAGGGCCAAGAACCAAACUGCACUCAUGACUCUCCUGGAACUUGGGGCUUCUACUGAUUAUAAGGAUAGCCGUGGCCUGACGGCACUCUAUCACACUGCGAUGGUGGGAGGAGACCCUUACUGCUGCGAACUACUGCUUUAUGAACAUGCUUCAAUCGGUUGUAAAGAUGAAAAUGGAUGGCAGGAAAUCCAUCAGGCGUGUCGUUAUGGUUACGUUCAACAUCUGGAACAUCUGCUUUUCUAUGGGGCUGAUAUGGGAGCACAGAAUGCCUCAGGCAAUGCAGCACUCCAUGUCUGUGCUCUUUAUAAUCAGGAAAGCUGUGCUCGAGUACUGCUGUUCCGCGGAGCCAAUAAGGAAGUGAAGAACUACAACAGCCAGACUCCAUUUCAGGUGGCUAUCAUAGCAGGCAACUUCGAAUUGGCUGAAUUUAUCAAGAACCACAAAGAAACAGACAUUGUGCCAUUUCGAGAGGCACCGACUUACUCAAAUCGGAGGAGGGGACCUCAGAACACUCUUUCUGCACCACGGGUCCUACUCCGUUCAAACAGCGACAAUAACCUGAACAUUAACGAUAUCCCAGACUGGACGGGGAACAAGUCUGCCACUUCACAUCGAAGCCUUUCGCCACAACUACUGCAACAGAUGCCGAACAAUCCCAAUGGCACUAUAAAAAGUGGGAGCGGUACCCAUGGCUCUCGAAGCCGUUCACCAUCCCUGAAUAGGAUCGGAGAGGAGGUUCAGAGGCCACAGCACAGGCAGAUCAGUCCCGCUGUUAUUAAAGAGACAGUCUUUGGACUGGAAAACCAGGGAUCAAAGCGCAAGCUUUACAGUGCAGUUCCUGGAAGGCAGUUUAUUGUGUUGCGGUCCUAUCAGCCUCAAGGAGAUGGGGAGAUUCCUCUCAACAAAGGAGAUCGGGUGAAAGUUCUGAGUAUUGGAGAGGGCGGAUUCUGGGAAGGCAGUGCUCGAGGCCGAGUUGGAUGGUUUCCCGCUGAAUGUGUGGAGGAAAUUCCAGCAAAUGAAACCAGACCAGAAACACGAACAGACAGAGUGAAGAAAUUAUUUAGGCACUAUACUGUCGGAUCCUAUGACAGUUUUGAUGCUUUGAGCGACUGCAUCAUUGAGGAGAAAACCGUGGUCCUUCAGAAGAAAGACAAUGAGGGCUUUGGUUUUGUGCUUCGUGGAGCAAAAGCUGAUACGCCAAUUGAGGAAUUUACGCCAACUCCAGCCUUUCCUGCACUUCAAUACUUAGAGUCAGUGGAUGAAGGAGGAGUGGCAUGGCAGGCAGGAUUGAGAACGGGUGAUUUCCUUAUAGAGGUUAAUAAUGAAAACGUUGUGAAGGUUGGCCACAGGCAAGUGGUGAACAUGAUCCGCCAGGGAGGAAACCAUUUGGUGUUAAAGGUUGUCACAGUAAGCAGAAAUCUCGAUCCAGAAGACACAGCUCGAAAGAAAGCCCCGCCGCCUCCAAAAAGAGCACCAACCACCGCUUUAACUCUGCGCUCAAAGUCUAUGACCUCAGAACUUGAAGAUCUAGCUACUUUACGGAAAAAGAGGACCGAUCUUGAUCCGUCACAUUUAGAGGGUUUGAAGAGGAGGACUGCUUUUCAAACCACACUAAACAAACUCGAUGAAAUAGUGUCAAAUCCCAAACAGUCAAGGGCUGCAGAAAAUGCGACAGUGGACUCAAGAGUCGCAACUAUCAAACAGCGUCCGUCAAGCAGAUGCUUCCCUCCCACUUCAGAUGCAAAUUCAAUCUAUGAACGGCAGGGUAUUGCUGUAAUGCCUCCUACAGUCCCAGGGAGCCAUAACAGCCCCUAUCUAGAAAUACCACGAGGAACUAUGCGAAGGCAGAAAUCCAUAGGUAUGUUAGAAGAAGAGAAACAAUUUUUGGCUCCUCCCUUGCUAAAAUUUACCAGAAGUUUGUCAAUGCCAGAUACUGCUGAAGAUAUCCCACCUCCCCCAUCAGUUUCCCCUCCUUCACCUCCUUACAAUGCGCCCAAACCUUCCACCCCGCGGAGUUAUGGUACAAUAAGGCCGAGCUUCAAUCAUAAUUCUGGGUUAAGAACACACAAUUCUAACAGGCCAGAUAGCACAGGAACAAUUGUCACGGAUCGACAGAAGAAAGCAAUGUACUACAGGCAAGAUUCCCAACAAUAUUCCUUGGAUUCUGAAGACCAGUACAAGCCAAAUGCCUCGUCACACCAGACCAUGCGAAACAGGAGGAGUAACAUGCCAGAGAACCCAUAUUCUGAUGUCGGGAGCAUUGGGAAUAAAGCAGUGUAUGUUCCCGCCAAACCAGCCAGAAGAAAAGGUCAGCUGGUGAAGCAAUCAAAAGUAGAAGACAGCCCAGAGAAAACAUGUUCCAUUCCCAUCCCCACCAUUAUUGUCAAAGAACCUUCAACCAGCAGCAGUGGUAAAAGCAGCCAAGGGAGCAGCAUGGAAAUUGACACCCAGGCUUCAGAACACCAAGGUCACCUUAGGCCUGAUGAUGGCUUCUGCAACCCAUUUGCAGCAGCUAUCGCUGGGGCAGUGAAAGACAGGGAAAAGAGAAUAGAAGCGAAGCGUCACUCCCCUGCCUUCCUCUCAACUGAUAUGGGUGAUGAAGAUGUCGGGCUCCUACCAAGUUCACGGUUGAGGCAAUCCAAAUCUAUUGACGAAGGGAUGUUUGGCAAUGAAGAGCGAUACGGUCACCUACUGGUUCCAUCAUCCAAAGCUAGCACCAAUUACAGCAGUGCAGACACUAGUAAUCAAAGAGUGCAAAGUAGCCCAAGGAUAUUGAACAUUGCUUCUAAAAAAGAAGAUAUUGAUUGUAACGCCGGAAAUACAAAAGGUCAUAGUGCAUCAAACAUUCCCAAUGCUAAUAGUACUUAUGUCCAUCCUGUCACUGGUAAAAUAUUGGAUUCAAACACUCCAUUGGCCUUAGCAAUGGCUGCAAGAGAUCGAACAAUGAAAGACCAGCCCCUGCAAAACACUAGCAAAGCUGAAUCUGGAAAAACAGAACUCUCAAAACCACUGUACAUCGACACCAAGUUAAGGUCAAACAUGGAGACAACAGCUUCUGCCUCUUGUUCCACCAAACUGAACCAAUCUUCCGCAACACUGCGGAAAGAGACCAACCCAAAGCCCGAAGCGGACACGAGUAAAGAAGACAAGAAGGGUGAUGAGAAGAAAAACAUGCUGAAUGACGUUGUAGAUACUUCACAGCAGAAGACGCCAGGAUUACUCAUGUUGCACUCAGACGUUGGUGCCAAGCCGGAUGAAAGAGGGAAUGCGGCAAGUACAGAAGAAAAUUCCCCAGCAGGCGUUGCAUCAGAGCAACAUAAAGCUACGGAAAACGCUUCAGUGUCUAAGGGAACCGCCAAAACCGUCAUAACUGUCAAUUCAGUUGAUGAUUCCGCCAUUUUACCAUUCCGCAUUCCACCACCUCCGUUGGCCUCGGUCGACGUGGAAGAAGAUUUUCUGUUUUCUGAACCUUUACCUCCACCACUGGAGUUUGCCAAUAGUUUUGAGAGCACCGAGGAUCCUCCAGCCAUUCCAUCUCUCUCGGAUCUGCUGAGGCAGAGCAAAAAUGCCACUUGCACCAACCUGCCAUUGCACAGCAGGGAUACAAGUGGCUUAUCUCCAGCUCCUUCUAAUGGUAAAAAGCCUGUUGGUCAUUCUGAUUCCUUUCCCACUAGCUUCGUCCCACCACGUGAGCCUUUUGACAAUGUAGUAGAUUCAGGGAUCGAAGAGGUGGACAGUCGCAGCAACAGCGACCAUCACUUGGAAACGACCAGCACCAUUUCCACCGUCUCCAGUAUCUCCACCCUGUCUUCUGAAGCUGGAGAGAAUUUAGAUACUUGCACAGUCUAUGCAGAUGGGCAGAUGUUUACCAUUGACAAGCCUCCAGUCCCUCCAAAGCCAAAAGUUAAGCCUAUCAUCAACAAAAAUAAUGCAAUUUACAAAGAUGCUUUGAUAGAAGAGAACAUUGAUGGCUUAUUCAUGCCACCACCUGCACCGCCUCCCCCACCUGGUGGCAUCCCACCUGAAACUCUUAAAUCUCCACAGCAGAGGACCUCGAAGCUAUGGGGUGAUGGACCAGAUCUAAAAGUCCCUGCCGCAACCGAUGCAAAGGCAAAUGUCAUUAGCGAAUUGAAUUCAAUACUGCAGCAAAUGAACAAGGAAAAGGUGCCCAAACCGACAGAGGCCUUGGACUCUCCUUCAGGAACAAGAGGAGCAGCCUUUGGAGCAAGGAUUUCUGAUGGAGUAAACAGUACUUCAGGUGUACAACGGAAUGCAACCGUAACUUUCACCAUUCGGCCUGGAACCAGCCAACCGAUAACCGUUCAGAACCGGACGUCAGAUUUUGACAGUAUGACCAUUUUAAAACGAGCCCCGAGCCCCGUGAUGUCCCCGACAGACGGUGGCCAGGCCCCCAGGCCUUCCUCUCUCCCGGCGGCUGUACCCUCGCCUACUCUUUCUGAUGCCUUUGGCUUCCAAAGUCAGCCGGUUGCAGGGGAAGGGCAUUUUGGCACCCAGCCAGGUCGCAGCCGGUCCCCCUCUCCCUCCGCUUUGCAACAACAGCCAGUCUCGAACAAACCUUUUGCAUCCAAGGCUGUCCUCCUUUGGACUAAACAUGACGUGGCAGACUGGCUGGACACUUUGAACCUCGGAGAGCACAAAGAUGCAUUUUUGGAUAACGAAAUAGAUGGGACUCAUUUACCGUCACUUCAGAAGGAAGACUUAAUCGAUCUCGGGGUGACGAGAGUUGGACAUCGAAUGAACAUAGAACGAGCUUUAAGACAGCUACUAUCGGUUAGAUAAACAUUUAUUUGAAUGCUUUACAAAGUAACUAAAAGAUCUCUCAUUAUUUUUGUCAACAGUCUACAUUCACCAUAGCUCUGGCUGGAAUAUAAUGUGCGACUGAAAUAUUUUUAAAAGCUCAGCAUGAACAUUUGUUCCAAUAAAAGCCUCUAGUACAUUUAUAAGCACAAUAAGUUGACAGUAUCAGUGGCUCGUCAGUCAAGCAAUGCCGUGUGCCACUGAUGUGCUGAGAAGAAUAGUGCAAAAGUGAAGAUCCUUUUGUGAUGUAAAUAUACUACAGCAUAAUCUAUAUUUUGAACGAUGACCUUUUAAUAUUGACCUCACUUGGACAUGUCUUAAUGAUACUGUAGUUGAACCAGCAGAGCUGUGUUAUAUACUUUCUACCUUUGCUAGUACAGUAUUUCUUCACAAGGAUCACAAUCAAUAUUGUAGAAGAUGUGCAGCAGAUCAGCUCACCCCUGUUUUACUCCUCUUUUUCCUUUGGACAAGAAGUGACGCUGACUAGAAUUUUGUUUCCUUUCUGCUGAGCAGUCUUAUCAUUUCCAGUAUUGUAUGUGGGGGAGAAAGAAGUAUGAAGCUCUUUUAACUUUUCACAUUUUGACACACGCUCUUAAUACUCUACCAUGAUGGGGCACUGUUGUAGCAUUUGUCCAAUUCUUUCCUCGAAGGCUAAUACAGAUUUGUUUUUGGUGUUGCUGUGUCUUUUCCAAUGCUGUUGUCAGGAGCUGCUCUUGAGAACAGUGAUAAGGGUGUUGAAAUGAAUCAUUAUUGUCUUCCAUAUGAGGCAGGUGAUUUACCACAAUUAUUUACUAGAGCAGUCGGGAGUGCUCUGAAUGGGCCUCGUGUAUAUUCCGCUUCAGAGCAGAUGGGUUUGCUCAUUUGAGCUGUGUAGGAAAACAUAUCUUACUUAUUGAAAAUAAAAUUUAAAAACAGAAGGGGUUUUCUACUUGUCAUUUUAGCUGCUAUUCUUUUCACAGCUAUGUAUACGUUUAUUCUGGUAAAUGGGUUAACGAUGUGUAACGUUACAGUAUUCUUAUCGAGGAAUGGAACUGCACAGUAAAUUACUUUUUGAACCCACUGUGCCAAAAUACAAGUGAAGUUAAAUCUGAGCAGAUUUCUUUUUGUGAGUUAAUGGUAGUAGUGGAUGAUUUUGGCCUGGCCUUUUCUUAUGACUGGACAUUAAUCCUGACAUAAAAGAUGAAUCAUAUCCGUAGAACAACAGGUACUUAAGAUGCAUUCUCUUUGCCAUAUUUCAUAUACUCACUCACUCACCUUUUUAGGUCUGCAUUUCUGUUACAUAUUGUAAUUAAAACUGACAAUCUUAAACACUUAGUUUGUGUAACAAUUGUGUAUACGGUACCAAAUCUCACGAGAUGUUAAUUGUAUAUUAACAUACAGGAACCCCUGUUUCCGGGAGACUUGAGUGCACUUCAUACUGUUAACUUCAACAGAAGCAAUUAGCUGUGACUGUUGGGGAACAUUUUAAUUCACAGGUUUUACUUCUUGCACAGCUCUUAGUAUUUAUUUGUGGUAUUUAUCAUUUAGCUAUAUAGUCGAUUCACUGACUCCUCUGUAACUGCAGCUGCGGAAUUAUCCAGUUGAUCUGGCAAUGAUUACAUCAAUGAGCCUACAAUAUCAUUUUCUUCACAAAUAAUGGUCACUUAAUUUUAAUUUUUUAUUUUGCUGGUGCAUUAAGGUGUAUCUCACUUUAAUUUGUG